Volvox carteri f. nagariensis is the source of this 1720-nucleotide messenger RNA. RefSeq lists its product as uncharacterized. Bases 93 to 1337 code for a protein of 414 amino acids. NCBI's taxonomy places the organism in Eukaryota, Viridiplantae, Chlorophyta, Chlorophyceae, Chlamydomonadales, Volvocaceae. Gene Ontology annotation, molecular function: RNA binding; RNA helicase activity; ATP binding. The transcript is spliced from 8 exons. The record is from RefSeq and is a predicted model, not a curated record.
CCUGCGAUAAAGCGGGCCAUAACUGCUCUUAUAAGAUUUUCGUUGCCUUCGUUUUACGGGCCUGAGAGCCCUAUUUGAGCAAACCUGCAAGCAUGGCUGCCCCUCCUGUUGAACAACGUACUGGCUUCGAUGACCGCGCCUUCGACUCGAAGAUGCAGGCCUUCCUCACGAACAACCAGGAUAACUUUUACACCGAUUGGGAGGAGAGCUUUGAGAGCUUCGACCAGAUGAACCUGCACGAGAACUUGCUGCGUGGCAUCUACGCAUACGGUUUUGAGAAGCCCUCGGCCAUUCAGGCAAAGGGUAUCGUACCCUUCACCAAGGGCCUGGAUGUGAUUCAGCAGGCUCAGUCUGGCACGGGCAAGACGGCCACCUUCUGCGCCGGUAUUCUUAACAACCUGGACUACAACCUGAAUGAGUGCCAGGCGCUGGUUCUGGCUCCAACCCGCGAGCUGGCUCAGCAGAUUGAGAAGGUCAUGCGCGCUCUGGGCGACUUCCUGCAGGUCAAGUGCCACGCCUGCGUCGGUGGCACCAGCGUGCGUGAGGACGCGCGCAUUUUGGGUGCAGGUGUGCAGGUUGUGGUGGGCACCCCCGGUCGCGUGUUCGACAUGCUGCGCCGUCGGUACCUGCGCGCGGACAACAUCAAGAUGUUCGUACUGGAUGAGGCCGAUGAGAUGUUGUCUCGCGGCUUCAAGGACCAGAUCUACGACAUCUUCCAGCUGCUGCCGCCUAAGCUGCAGGUGGGCGUCUUCUCAGCCACUCUGCCCCCUGAGGCGCUGGAGAUCACCCGCAAGUUCAUGAACAAGCCGGUGCGCAUUCUGGUCAAGCGUGAUGAGCUGACCCUGGAGGGUAUCAAGCAGUUCUAUGUGGAUGUGGACAAGGAGGAAUGGAAGCUGGACACUCUCUGCGAUCUGUACGAGACGCUGGCCAUUACGCAGUCCGUCAUCUUCGCGAACACGCGCCGCAAGGUCGACUGGCUAACGGAGAAGAUGCGCGAGCGCGAUCAUACCGUAUCGGCAACGCACGGUGACAUGGAGCAGAAUGCCCGCGAUGUGAUCAUGCGGGAGUUCCGUUCCGGCUCAUCGCGUGUGCUGAUCACCACGGAUCUGCUGGCUCGCGGUAUCGACGUGCAGCAGGUUUCUCUGGUCAUCAACUACGACCUGCCAACGCAGCCGGAGAACUACCUGCACCGCAUUGGUCGCUCGGGCCGCUUUGGUCGCAAGGGUGUGGCGAUUAACUUCAUCGUCAAGGAGGACGAGCGUAUGCUCCAGGACAUCCAGCGGUUCUACAACACCGUGGUGGAGGAGCUGCCUUCGAACGUCGCUGACCUCAUCUGAAGUUCCAUAUGCGCAAAAAAAGCUUGCUUACAUUGUCAAAAAAGCAAAGCCUGCAGGAUGCAUCAGGCGAGAGGCAAGAGGGCAGCCCCUACGCUUCUGCUCCGCUACUGUUUGCGCAGAGUGCGCUUCGAUAGUGCUGUGCAUCGCAGUACUGCAUGCUAAGGCUGCGCCGUGGCGCGUUACUCCGGCGAGGUUGAAAACUUGCAAAUGGGGCAGCUAGGAAAACAGCUUAUGGUGUUCUUGUUGGCGGCAGGAUUCAUGAUGGUAUGAUUGCCCAGGUUCUGCAGUUCCGGACGUCCGCUGCCCGCUUACCACAAAUGUAAGAAACACUUUAGUCUCCUUUUCUGUGGUUACGGGGGUGGUGUGCAAACAUGAACGAAAGG